Molecule: messenger RNA, 3086 nt
Organism: Schistocerca serialis cubense
Lineage: Eukaryota; Metazoa; Arthropoda; Insecta; Orthoptera; Acrididae
Product: FAD synthase-like
Exons: 6
Coding region: 409-1902 (497 amino acids)
Biological process (GO): FAD biosynthetic process
Molecular function (GO): FMN adenylyltransferase activity
Source: RefSeq, a predicted model, not a curated record
UGGCGGCGAAACUGUGUGUUAAAUAUGUGUGAUAACACAUUUUUGUACAAAAUUCCGAAUGGUCAACAAGUUAGAUGCUUGAAAAAAUGGAAAUAAUCAGCUGCAGAUGCGUAGAAUUUAUGUAGUUGUGGUUUUAAGUCCGCGAUUUUCGUCUGGUUUUGUGUUUUGAACUUAACCAUCGUUUCCAGCUACAUCGUCUGCUAGAAGUAGCUAGCAGACAACUAAAAAUUUCGUAACUGUGCGACAAGGAGUAAAAUUCUGUAUAGCUCUGGAAAAGUGUAGUACUGUAGUUGCGUUUGGACACAUACAUAAAACCGAAUGACUUUUAGAGUUGUAUAUUACACGUGCCACAUGGUCAUGCUCGUUUAACAUUACAGUCUGUUUCGUUAGUGGCACUUUAUAUACGUGAUGGAGUCCACAGCAGCGGUCAUUAUUAUAGGAGACGAAAUACUGAAAGGUCAAACAGUGGAUACGAAUUCACAUUUUCUUAGUAGACAACUGUAUAAAUUAGGCGUCAGACUGUGUUGUAUAUCUGUAAUUCAAGAUGAUGUGGAUCAAAUUACUGAAGAAGUUAGGAGGCUAGCUAGCAAAUAUACGUGGAUUUUUACCACUGGAGGAAUAGGACCAACUCAUGACGAUAUUACGUAUCGCGGAGUUGCAAAGGCCUUUGGAGAGCGGUUGGUACUAAAUACUGAAAUAGUGGAGGUACUGAAGAAAGUAUAUCCAACCGCUCACAACCAAAUGGACCCAGAAGUGAAUCCUGUAUUAAGAAUGGCACAGAUACCAGAAUCUGGAGUGCUUAAUUACCUCAAGAGCGAGGGAGAAGGGGCACUUGAUGGAUUCAUUGAUAAUUUUCCAGUUGUCUCAGUUUUCAACGUUUAUAUUUUCCCAGGUAUACCUGCAUACUUCCAGUUCGCCUUCAAGAAAUUGAAGCAUAUAUUUGCGAACCGUGGCACAAGGUUUUACUCCGUACAGCUUUAUUUACAAUUGUCGGAGGUCGAAGUUGCUCCAGUUCUUAAUGAAGCUGUUCGGUUGUUUAAUGGUAAAGUUUUGUUUGGUUCAUACCCUUGUACAGAAAGUGGCUUCUAUUUUACUAAAAUAACAAUGGAGUCGAAAGUCUAUGUAGAGGUAUUGGAAGCCAAAGCUUUUCUUCAGCGGAAUUUUGCACCGGAAUCGAUUAUUAGAUUUCUACCAAGCUCUGUAAGUAAUGCUGUAAAUAACGUGUAUCAGAUGGUUGAAUCAUCACUCGUGGAUCGGCUGUCACUGGUUGUGAAGAAGGCAGUUAAGGUACUUGAAACAUGUUUCCAGAAGUAUACUCUACCACAGCUCUUUUUGAAUUUCAAUGGAGGAAAAGACUGCACUGUUCUUCUGCAUUUGGUGCAUGCAGUAAUGCAAAAACAUUUUCCAAAUAAAAACUCUGAUGUCAAAUUAUUGACUUUGUACAUAAGACCAGAUGACCCUUUUCCUGAAGUGGAGGCCUUCAUUGAAGAAAGUGUUCAGAGAUAUAACCUGGAACUGAAAAUUAUACCAGGUUCAAUCAAAACUGCACUGGAAAAACUAUUAGCUGAAAAGCCGGCCUUAAGAGCAGGACUUAUGGGAACUCGACGAACUGAUCCUUAUUCAGAAAAAUUGAAUACGUUUCAGAUGACAGAUAAUGAUUGGCCUCAAGUAAUGCGUGUGUCUCCUCUGCUGGACUGGGAUUAUCAAGAUGUUUGGCUAUUUCUCCAAGAAAUGUCUGUGUCUUACUGCAGUCUGUAUGAUGUCGGCUACACAUCUCUAGGAGGUCGCAGCAAUACUGCUCCCAAUCCAGCACUGCUUUUCCAAACGAAUGAUGGAAAGGAAGCCUACAAACCUGCAUAUUUGUUGGGAGAUGGAGCUUCUGAAAGGAGUGGCAGAUGCUAAUGAUUGUGGAGCUGAGUAAACAUCGGGUCCUAACAACUUCUGAAUGUGAGACAAUACUGGUGUUUCUUCAAAAUGCUGCAUCUAUUAUUUAUUGUUAAAAUCUGUGUAAUAAUUCUGUUAAUCACGCACAUUGUGAGGAAAGUAAAGCUUUAAUGUUAGAGUUAAGGAAAAACAGUAUCAGUUAAAGAAAUCUCUUGUAACUGUGUUAUCUCUAAGAUGGCUUUUAUGAACAUAAUGAUAAUAUGAUACUCUCUCAUAAAAUAGCCUUCUGCACUGAUAUGCCUACUGAUGAUGAAUCUCUGGGACGAAAAUGAGGAAUAUAUGUACUUAAUGAACUUACCUUAAUUUUAAGGAUGCACAGUUGUUAGUCAUAAGAGAGCCUGUUGGUAUGCUAUUAUUUGAUACAUUCAGUUCUGAAAUUAUAUCAUUAUUAUUCAUUUACCAUUUUAUAGAAGUUCAUAGAUUAUCAGAAGUAUGAAAGGGUUUUUCUAUUUUUUUUCCUACUAUUAGUAUGGUAAAGCCUGAGAAGUAGUGUGUAGUACAUAAUAGUGCUUAAGCAAAGCACUGUCUGAUUAGUUAAUAUCUGUGUCAAACAUUCUGUAAAUAAUUGUCUAAAUUUUGUUUUAAAAUAAAAAUGUACCUGAUACAUUCAUUUUCUUAAGGGUUCCAAAUUAAUAAGCAUUUUCUGCUUUCAUUACAAAACAUUGUUGCAUAAGAUGUUCACUUUGUCUUCCUUGUGCUCCAGUUUCAAAAAAUCGCAAUAUUAAUGUAUCUAGUUUUGUAAAAUGUUCUGUGUCGAGUGAUUUCAAUUUCAGGUAGCUAGUUUCAUUCUGUAGAUGCAGUAUUGCAAUGAUCAUUUUGAUGAAAUGAACUCUCAUUUAUUACGUAGCAUGCUGAUGUGAACAUUGAUUUCCAAUAUUGCAGUAAAAUUUCUGUGCACUAUUAAAAUAAACUGUGUUAUGAGACUGGAGAAACCAUUGUUUAUAUAUGAAAAAUAUAUAAAUAUUUAGUGAGAAAAGAAUAUAUAUAUGUUAUGGUGCAUAGGUAUGAUUCUGAAACCAGUGGCCAUUUCAUUCUGUGUCUUUACUUUUUUACCAGAGGUUCUGCACUCAGGACAAAUUUUAAAGACAAGAAACUGUUUAUAUAUACUUGUGCUGUUAAAAUAAAUUGUUGAUGUUGUAUUU